Hevea brasiliensis (rubber tree) is the source of this 2274-nucleotide messenger RNA. Its product is annotated as glycosyltransferase BC10. Gene Ontology annotation, cellular component: membrane. Lineage: Eukaryota; Viridiplantae; Streptophyta; Magnoliopsida; Malpighiales; Euphorbiaceae. Gene Ontology annotation, molecular function: glycosyltransferase activity. The coding region runs from base 904 to 2049 and encodes 381 amino acids. The transcript is spliced from 2 exons. The record is from RefSeq and is a predicted model, not a curated record.
GAAGAAAUGCUCAAAUUUUUAGGAAAAUUUUCAAUGAAACAAGAAUGGAGAUGAGAAGGAAAGAAAAAACAGAACAUUCCACCUGACAAUGUCGAAAAACCCGAAAUUUUAAGGAACCGACAAAAUCCCACAAAACACCUUCUAGGUUUUCACCCCCAGACGGCAGCUGCAGCUUGUCACUCUCUUAUUUUCAGCUUUCAUUAACUUCCCGUCAAGCUAGAAGCUUCAAAGCUCAAAAAAUCAAAUCACCCCCCGAGUCCCCCACCUUGUAUGUCCAUUGAAACCCCAAAAGGAAAUCGCUUUAAAAAUCCUCACUCUUCAUCUCUCUCUUCAAUAAAAGCUUGCCUAAUUCAAGAACUGAAAGCCAGAAAGUGUGAACCGAUCCAUAUCUAGUUUCCUUAACGUUUCUUUCAUUAUCUUGCCUUUUAUAAACCCACCAUCGUCAUACUUUCAUCCCGCACCCACCCUCACCCCACACCACCCAACCCCCCCCUCCCUUCCACAUGGUAACACCACACUUUUUCUUCAUUUUUUUUUAUCAUGUUACUUGUUGUUUCCCUAUUUGCCUAGAUUCCUGGAAAGGAGAAUAUUAAUUUGAUUAUUCAAAUUUCUUGUUUAUCAACCAUCAUUCCCUGUUUCUCACAUACCCAUUUGUUAAAGAUUGGAUUUUGUUUCCUUCUUUGUGUUGAUUUGGUUCUCUUCAUAACUCGAUUCCUUGAUGGGUUUUGUCUUCCUGAACAAAUACCCAUAUGGCAAUUGGCAGUAACUAAAUUUGAUCAUUUACUUUAUUUGUAAGAUGUUCUUGGAGACCCUUCUGUCAUUAGGGGAUUUUUUUUUCCUAUGCAUAUAGAGUGUUUUGGAAUUAAAUUCUUUUGAAAACACAAUAUCAGAGUUGAUAUUAAAAUGGCGUUGGAGGAUGGCAAGGAGCCUGGUAUUACUAUUAGAUUGAUUCAGAAUAGGCCUCUGCCAUUGAGACUCCUUCAAUUUUUCUUGUUGUUUUUGGUUCUGGGUCUUGGGGUUUCCAUAAUUAGUAUGUAUACGUUUCGAUAUUUUGGAAUCCAAAAUGUAACUGGUGUAGGAAGGUCCAAUAUAUUUCUCCCUUGCUUUGAAGCACCAAAUGAUUUAGAGAACUGGAUUAGGCCUCCAUCAAACCUGUUGCAUAAGAUGAAUGAUACAGAGUUGUUUUGGCGUGCUUCAUUUGUUCCUCGAAUAAAGGAAUAUCCAUAUAGGAGAGUUCCGAAGAUUGCCUUCAUGUUCUUGACAAAGGGACCAUUGCCAUUGGCACCUCUCUGGGAGAGGUUUUUCAAGGGGCAUGAGGGGCUUUAUUCGAUCUAUGUUCAUUCAUUGCCUUCCUAUGCUGGCAACUAUACGCCAUCAUCAGUGUUCUACAAGAGACAAAUCCCAAGUCAGGUCGUAGAGUGGGGAAGGAUGAGUAUGUGUGAUGCUGAGAGGAGACUCCUAGCAAAUGCACUGCUUGAUAUUUCCAAUGAAUGGUUCAUCCUAGUGUCUGAGGCAUGCAUUCCUCUCCACAAUUUUAGCAUUAUCUAUCGCUACAUAUCAAGAUCACGGUACAGUUUUAUGGGAUCAUUUGAUGAAGAUGGUCCAUAUGGUAGAGGCCGAUAUAAUUGGAACAUGCAGCCUGAGGUCACACUUGCACAGUGGCGUAAAGGGUCUCAAUGGUUUGAAGUGAAUCGAAGACUUGCAGUUAAUAUAAUUGAGGACACCACAUACUACCCUAAGUUCAGAGACUUUUGCCAGCCAGCAUGUUAUGUGGAUGAGCACUACUUCCCUACGAUGUUGAGCAUCCAAGCUCCACGUCUCUUGGCAAAUAGGACGCUUACCUGGACUGAUUGGUCUAGGGGAGGUGCACACCCAGCAACAUUUGGAAAGGCUGACAUUACAGAGCAGUUCUUCAAGAAGAUGUUUGAAGGGCAGUCAUGCACCUAUAAUAAUCAACCAACAACUGUGUGCUAUCUCUUUGCAAGGAAGUUCGCCCCAAGCGCUUUAGAUCCUCUAUUAAGUUUAGCUUCUAAAGUUUUUGGAUUUUGAUAUAGGCAUGGUUGGCUGUACACAUAGUUUGAGAAAGUUUUACCUAGGUAUGCGAGUUUAGUUGCCAAGCUAGCCCGCACUCUAUCUUAGAUAUGGGUGUUCUAUUUCAAAUGAGUUUAUAUUACAUUUUAAGCAUUGAUAUCAAACCAUUUCAGAUGUAUAGUUAUUCUGAUCCUAAAUUACAGUUUUUAAACAUCUUUGUUUAAUAAUAUCAUAUUUCUCACC